GAGGCGAGAGCCCGGCAGCCACUUCGCGCUGUGUUUGCUGCGCGGGCUUUUGGAGGGGGCGGCCGCUGAGUCGGUCCCGGAGAAGCGAUCACCGGCGGCGUUGGUGCUGGCGCCUGGGGGCGGGGGACUGGAGAGACAAGAAGGGGGGUCGCUGCGGUGGUUCUCUCGCUGUCGCGCUCUCCUUGCCUUUCUCCCGGCUCGGUGGGCUUCCCCCGGCGUCUCACUCGCCUCCGGGGCCUCGUUCCCCGCCCCCCGCGGUAUGUCUUGAUCCCGAGCAGCGGGUUUCAUGGGGCUCCUUAGGAUUAUGAUGCCGCCCAAGUUGCAGCUGCUGGCGGUGGUGGCCUUCGCAGUGGCGAUGCUCUUCUUGGAGAACCAAAUCCAGAAGCUGGAGGAGUCCCGAUCGAAGCUGGAAAGGGCUAUUGCAAGACAUGAAGUGCGAGAAAUUGAGCAGCGCCACACAAUGGAUGGUCCCCGGCAAGAGGCAGUGCUGGAUGAGGAAGAGGAUAUGGUGAUCAUUUAUAACAGAGUCCCCAAAACUGCAAGCACCUCUUUUACCAACAUUGCCUAUGACCUUUGUGCAAAGAACAGAUACCACGUUCUUCACAUCAACACUACCAAAAAUAAUCCAGUGAUGUCACUACAAGACCAGGUUCGCUUUGUAAAGAAUAUUACUUCCUGGAAAGAGAUGAAACCAGGGUUUUAUCAUGGACAUGUAUCUUAUUUGGAUUUUGCAAAAUUUGGUGUGAAGAAGAAGCCAAUUUACAUUAAUGUCAUAAGGGAUCCUAUUGAGAGGCUAGUUUCUUACUAUUACUUUCUGAGAUUCGGAGAUGAUUAUAGACCAGGUUUAAGAAGACGAAAACAAGGAGACAAAAAGACCUUUGAUGAAUGUGUAGCUGAGGGCGGCUCAGACUGUGCUCCGGAGAAGCUCUGGCUUCAAAUCCCAUUCUUCUGUGGCCACAGCUCGGAAUGCUGGAAUGUGGGAAGCAGGUGGGCCAUGGAUCAAGCCAAGUAUAACCUCAUUAAUGAGUACUUUCUGGUGGGAGUUACUGAAGAGCUUGAAGAUUUUAUCAUGUUACUGGAGGCAGCUUUGCCCCGGUUCUUCAGGGGUGCUACAGAACUCUAUCGUACAGUAGGAAAGAAAUCUCAUCUUAGGAAAACCACGGAGAAGAAGCUCCCCACUAAACAAACCAUUGCAAAACUGCAGCAGUCUGACAUAUGGAAAAUGGAGAAUGAGUUCUAUGAGUUUGCCCUGGAGCAAUUCCAGUUCAUCAGAGCCCACGCUGUACGAGAAAAAGACGGAGACCUCUACAUCCUCGCACAAAACUUUUUCUAUGAAAAGAUUUACCCUAAAUCGAACUGAGUAGGAGUUGGGACUGUUAGAUUCCUGAACUAAAACUUUGACCCUGUCUUCACCUUAGUUAUCAGCUCCACAACUCGGUUGCUGAUAGGUGUAUAAGACAGUUUGUAUUGAGCCAAGUUAGGAAACAGAAACACCGAGGAAGUAGAUACUGGCUGGUAAGUUUCAGUGGCCUAAGAAGUUUAAGUUUCAGCCUUUUUUUCUUUCUUUUCUUUCUUUCUUUUUUUUUUUUUUUCCUGGUUAAAUUUUCAUGGGAGUUAUAACCUCCUGCCUGGAAAAAGCCUACACAUCACCUGAAAAUAAACACAUAACAGGUCUAAUCAGAGGCUAAAUACAGUUUCACAAAAAAGUUCUGAUGCUCUCUUUUUGAUAAAGCAUUUUUUUCCCCAACUAACCAUGAAUGAAGAUGAAUCCAUUUGCUACUCCCACCUUCACCUGGAGGUUCGAGAUACACACCUCUACUGAAUAGUGUUACUAACUGUUGGGCAGUGUGUGCUUUGCUUCUGUGAAUCCUGUCUCAUGAAAUUUAUUGGAAUGUUUGGUCCUGUUUGCUAAGAACGUCUCUGCUGUAGUUGGAAUUGCCCAUAUUUAUGUAGGUCGUUUUAAUAUUCUUUAACCAAAAAAAAAAAAAAAAGACCAUUAGUGUUAAAAACCAGUUUUAAAAGAAUCAAAGCAGUAUUUCUCAUUCCUGUCUCCCCAGUACCUAAGAAUGAGGAGACACUUGAAAGAAUGCUGACAUUUUAGUUUAAGGCUUCCACACAUCACUAUCAAAAAAGUAGGCUUAGUAUUCGUUCCCCCACAGGUUGUUUUUAAAGCCUGGAACUGACAUUGGGGACUCCAUAUUAUAACUCCAUCAGUGAGCUGUGGUGUGGGUAGGAUUUUCCUACUUCUUCUGUACUUUUACUUGUAGACUAUUUUUACUAAGGUGCUUUAUAAUGUGUUUUAAAGCGUUGCAUUUACAAAAAAAGAAAGGAAAAUGCUGUAAAUAUUGCAUAUUUUAUGUAUUUGGACCAAAAGGUUAUAAGUAAUUAGAUAAAAGUGGUUUUGCACCAGUUUUAUUAUAUCGAGUAAAAUCAUCAGACCUACUGCUCUUAUAGUUCUCGUUUAACUUUACUAUUAAGACAUCACUGAAAUGAACUUCAGUACCUUUCGAUUUUGAUACACAAUACGUUAUUCAUAAUUGGGGCAGUAGUUAUAGUGGGAAGAGUACUGGACCAGGAGUCAGAAAAUUUGAUUUCUGGUCCUGGCUCUGCCGCUUAUCAGCUGUGUGAUCCUGGGCAAGUCACUUAACCUCUCUUUGCCUCAAUUUCCUCAUCUUGAAAUGAGGAGACUAAUACCUGCUGUACCUACCUCACAGGGGUGUUGUGAGGAUUACCUGAGAUGGCAUGUGAAAGCACUUUGAAACUGUAAUGCGCUAUAUAAACGGAAGGUAUUAUGGAAACAUCGUUAAC
Molecule: messenger RNA, 2808 nt
Organism: Hyaena hyaena (striped hyena)
Lineage: Eukaryota; Metazoa; Chordata; Mammalia; Carnivora; Hyaenidae
Gene: HS2ST1
Product: heparan sulfate 2-O-sulfotransferase 1
Exons: 7
Coding region: 287-1360 (357 amino acids)
Cellular component (GO): membrane
Molecular function (GO): heparan sulfate 2-sulfotransferase activity
Source: RefSeq, a predicted model, not a curated record